GGGUUCCUGGAGGGUGUGAUAGGAGAGUCCAAGGGAAGCUUGUGGCCAAGACACCUGUUGGUGUGUCUGCUGCCAUCAAGCGAUGAGGGAGUUUGGGAAAAUCUCCUCAUCUCUCUGGGCCUCAGUUUCCUCAUCUGUAACAUAAGGUUGUUAUUCAACUUCUCCAAAGUCCCUUACCACUCAGUCUCUCUGAGAGCAUGAGGGACUGAGGUGCCUGUUAAACGUGUCCUGGGGACUGGGGCUGAGACCUGACUUGGUCCCUUGUCUGUGUGUCUCCUGCAGGAGCCCGGCUGAGCCCACACUGGAAACAGAACCGAGGGGUCUAUGGAAGACAGAAAACCAGCAGGUGUGGAGCAUGAGAAUAACCUGGAGAAGGACAAAGGUAAUGGUGGAACGGUGGUUGCCCAAGGACCUGAGAAUACGGGCAAGUUGAGCUCAGAACAAUCUGGAGAAACUGAGGAAUGUGUUCAAUAGCAUCCAACCCUGCAAGGAGCAGCCUGAGGUGAGCAGUGAGGACUGGGGGUGUAACGCACUCCACAGUGAACGGUGCAUCUGCCAAGGAGCCCCACAGGACGGACGGGGGUUGGUUUGCACUGCCGGGAAGCACCGUUGCUAACGGUAGGAUGGUGUGACCAUGAGGCUCUGCCCCAGUCCCCGAGCUUCGACGUUGGAGCUGCCCUGACAGUGGAUGGCCUCCAAGGAAGUGUGGGUUUGGAGGGAUCAAUGGCGUUUGGAUCAGAUUUGGAGAUGUCCAUUCUUACCACAAAUCGUUUUGCCCUAAGGCGAGGAGGGGCCAGGGCAGGGGACCCUUGCAUCUGAAGUCAUAAUAGUAAUAAUAUUCUUCUGAAUUUCUGGUCAGGAAUGUGGAAGGCUUUACACAUAAUAUCUGUUAACCAGUGAUUUUCUUGACUAUUGGUUGAGUGCUUCAUUUUCCUGAGGCUGUGUUCAGAACUUGGAAAUCAAUACGAUUUCCCAAGGAAGACAAAGCAGUGGGAGAACGAUGCAAACACAAUGUGGUAGCUCUCCUGAACUGGGGUGUUCUGUUGUGACAGAGCAGAGGAUUGGAGUGGGGGGCCAGGCCCAGGACAUCUCUUCCCAAUGACAGAGUGAGCCAUUGAGAGGAAUCCCUGAGGAGAACCCCGUCUUCAUCAGAGCUCACCACAGGGCAGUGUCCUGGGACAUGGAGAGGGUAGGGCAGGUUCCUCUCUGAGGGAGGGGAUUCGCUACCUCUUGGGAGAAAGCAGGGGCCCCUGAGUGGACAUUUGUGACUGGAAUGGAGUUGAGAUGGUCAGAGAUUGGCAGCAACUUGUAUUUGAUCAGUGAAAGGAAGUCCCUGAGGGCCUCCUCAGUGCUUGGCUCGGUGCUAGGAACCCCGAAUACAGUGGUCCCUGAGGGCCUCCUCAGUGCUUGGCUCGGUGCUAGGAACCCCGAAUACAGUGGUGAAUAACACAUUCUCCCAACUGUCCUGGGGAUCUCAGUCUGGUAAACAGGAAGUCAUGAGAAGUGUAGUGGUGGUGGGUUCCUUGGAGGAAAUGGCCAAAGCUCCCUGGCGAUGACCUCGGUGAUUGUCCUGGUCUGCCUGUGUGUUUGCCAACAGCUGGGUGACCUGCCUUGGCCCAACAGCCCUGGAGCCUCAGCCAGAUUUCAGCCUUUUAGGACACAACUGACACCCGGGGUCCAUGGUGCUCCAACCAGUCAACACUGCCAAGGUCUCCAGAGGAAACGGCUGGCAUCUGUAGCUACUACCCACUGUGUCUUGGCCAGCUGGGGAAACAGAGGCAACUUCACUAAAUCUCAUAGGGUCAUCCUCUCCAUAAUGACCAGUGAUGAUCUGUCUUCCUCUCUGCUGCUGACUCUCCAGUGCUGUGGGGUGUUGUUCAAGUUGUUCCCAAUAUCCCCAGCUCUACCUCUUCUGCCACAUGUCACCAUGGCAGCACCUCUUGACCCGGUGUCUGAUCCAGGGACAGAAGUGAGCCUCCUGGAACUCAACCAGGAGCUUCAAUCCAAGCUGGAAGCAAGCCAGCAGGACUUCCGAGACCUCAGAGAGAAAUUCCUUGUAUCCGAAGCUACUGCCUACUCCCUGGCCAACCAGCUGCAGAAAUAUAAGUGUGAAGAGUUGAAAGACAUCAUCGAAUCCAUGCUGGGGCAGACGCUGCAGUGUAAGCAGGGGAACUUGGCAGAGACCUUGACCGAGAAGCUCAGGCAAUAUCAUAUCCUGAUUAAAGCUCAGGCUGCAGAGCUGACCCAGUUGUGGCAGAAGUUACGGGAAGGGAGAGAAGUUUCUGAGCCAGUCGAUCAGCACCUCAAGGACCUCCUCACCCACGAUGACCCCGAGCGUUCCCAAGGCCAGGCCUUCCAGGAGGAAGUGGCCGAGGGACGCAGGCUGGCAGAGUGCCUUGCCCGCCAGCUCAGCCCCGAAGAUGAGGAGGAGGAGGAGGAGGAGGAGGAGGAUGAACAAGCAGAAGAAUCCCUCACCACCAGCAUGGAGCUUCCGGAAGCUGAAAAGAAGGAAGUCCUCCAGGACACGCUGAAUGAAUGUGUUUUGACUCCUUCCAUUGGCCAAGAAGGGCGUGACUGCUACCAGCCUUACAGGGAUGGCACGUUCCCAUCGGAUAAACAGGAAUUCGGCUCUGCUCUGGAUGUAGCCUGUGAAUGCUCCCAUUGCAAAGGGGAUGAAACUCCACCCGGUUCCCCAGACAACCAAAUUGGUCACGAGGGGCUGAAAGGGCGAGAGUCAGAUGCCCCCAGGAGCACCGCCAUCUUCUUCCCUGAGGAACUGGAAGUCUCCUCUGCUCUGGAAAUGGCCAAAAAUCAGACCCAUCAAGAGGAGGAACAAGACCAAGACCUGACAUGCGCCAGGUUCGGCAGGGAGCUGCAGGAGAAUGCAGAGCAGGAUGUCCAACAGGACUCACUGGAUGAACGCUAUUUGACUUACUCAGCUCUUCCUGACCCAUCUGAUUCCCCCUGGACACACAGGAGGGCCAACAUCAACUCAUAUGAGGAUCUGGAUGUCUGUCCUGCUCUGGAAGCAGCUAACAAUCAUAAUGAUCUUUGCGAUGAAGAAGACCAGGACCCGACAUGCCCCAGCAACACCAGGCUCUGCAGGGAGCUGCCAGUGGCCCCAGAGGAUGAAGUCCCACAGGACUCAGUGGGGGAAUGUAAUUUGACUCCUUCUGUUGGCCAUGACCUGUCAGACACCUAUAGGCCUUAUAGGAGUGCCUCAUUCACCUCUGACCAACAGGAAGUCUUCGUGGGCGUGGAUGUAGAUGCCCCGAUGCAGGUGCCCGGUCCCCAAGGGCCAUCGAGUGGAAACUUGACUUUCCCAAGGACGGAGGUGCAAGCUUCACAAGCACCGCCACAGUCAGAUACCCAGGUGGCCAAUUCUGUGCCAGGGCAGCCGGACCAGCAGUUGGCUUGUGGUGACCGCAGAGCCAGGCUCCGCAUCUCCCCCGCCAUCAGGAGACUGGCAGCCACGAUGGUUUCUGGGAGCCAACGGCCGCUCUUCCAAGAGCAGGGUUUGGAAGCUUCCAUGGGUGUGAAGAACCCUCCCAAGCUGGAGGGUGACGCUGCUGAGGGCUCAGUGGCCAACCAGUGUGCAGGUCAAGUCUUUGGCCACGUUAAUGCCCUGGGUGUGAUGAAACAGAAGAUGAUCAAGAGAAAAGUGCAGUUCGGCGAGGGCAGACUCGCGUGCAGAUUCCGUGGCCUUCAAGCAUAGGGCACAGAGAUACCAAGGACUCCAGGAACUAAGAAAAGAUACUCCUCAUUUAAACGAAACCCCAUCAUAAAACCCCAUCAUUCUCCACUUGCUGAAAAGAACUCUAAAGCAGCAAAUCAAGCUCAAGCCCAAACAGAACAUGCCAGGGAUCCUUAGCUGAGAAUCGACAUCUCGAUCACAAGCCACUCUCUGGGAUUUUUACUCCAAAAGUCUGGUUUGAUGAGAGGAAUUCUCGCUCUUCUGACUCCAGUCGUGAUAAGUCGCCGAGGCAGCCAAUGCCCGGACCACACGCCCUUGUGAGACACCUUCAGUCUGGCUCCUCUCCAUUCCAUCCUGCGGAUAAGCGGAGGCUGGAGCAACGUGGCAAUAGACCCCAUGUCCAACUGGACAUUCUGGGCCACCCGCUGGGCUGUGCCAGGAGCAGACAGCAUUAACUACGCAGCGUUCUUGCUGAAGAGGCUUAGCCUGAAUCUGAGCACGAGGUAGGGAUCGGACAACUGCAGAAUUUCGACCAUGGAACAAGACAUCGGGCCUGUCUUUCUUCAAACAGCCAGUAUCCACAGCACAAAUAAGACGACAAAAAGGAGAAGAGAUAUCUUGGGUUCCAAAGGACUCAGAAGAUUGUGCUAUCGUAAUUUUGUAGUCCUUUCGAACCCCAAACAUCUCCUCACCUUUCUGUGGCUGUCUCUGGUGGUGGUGACACUUCCUUGUCUGUAGGGGACAGGCCAGAUGUCUGGCUUGAUGGUCUACAUCCUGAAGGUGUCUGAUCACUUCCUCCUGAUUAAAUUCAGGCUAACCUUUUUCCCAGGCGUUCCCUAGUGAAUGCUGUGUUUGUCCCAGCUCCGCCCACCCAGAGACCCAGAGAGUCCAGUCUGCCAUCACCAUCAUUGUGAGAGCAGCACUGGUUGCCUUCUAUGGGGGGCCUAUCAGAUCGUUCAUGGUCUUCUGUUUGGGUGUGACUCUGAGAAUGUGCGAAGAUGCUCUCUCUAAAGUCUGUCUCUACAAUGUUACCAUCUUUUAGUGAUCCCUGCAGUGUGUCACAACCGUAUCUGUUUGUAUGUUGGAAAAACUCUAGUUGUAUCAUCCUUGUGUAUGUAUAUUUGCUGGCAUUGUGCUGUGGAAAAGAACACUCCCUCCCCGUUCUAUAUCAUUAAAGUGUUUAUUUUGACAAUCA
This is a messenger RNA of Felis catus (domestic cat), 4889 nucleotides long. RefSeq names its product neuroblastoma breakpoint family member 6-like. The record is from RefSeq and is a predicted model, not a curated record. Bases 1553 to 3715 code for a protein of 720 amino acids. The transcript is spliced from 16 exons. Lineage: Eukaryota; Metazoa; Chordata; Mammalia; Carnivora; Felidae.